Molecule: messenger RNA, 1161 nt
Organism: Colletotrichum scovillei
Lineage: Eukaryota; Fungi; Ascomycota; Sordariomycetes; Glomerellales; Glomerellaceae
Exons: 2
Coding region: 1-1161 (386 amino acids)
Biological process (GO): biosynthetic process
Source: RefSeq, a predicted model, not a curated record
AUGGAGGUUAUCACUCUUCUCCAAGGAGACGAAGACUCUCAUCUUACACCAUUUUUCAUGUGCCACGCCAUCUCAGGGCUCGCACUACCCUUUCUCCGCCUCGAAGCUCUUAGCGAAGAUGAUGAGAGGCCAGUAUACGGCAUUACUUCCCCUAUGCAUUGCCCUGGAGGCGAUGACUUUGAAUUUCCCGAAACAUUGCGAGACCUCGCUGCACUCUACGUCGAGAAGAUCAAAGAAGUCCAACCAAUGGGCCCUUACUUAUUAGGAGGAUGGUCAAUGGGCGGUAUGAUCGCCAUGAACAUGGCCAUGGUUCUGCGCGACCAGGGAGAAAAGGUUACAAAGGUAAUCAUGCUCGACUCGGCCAACCCGGAGACCUUCCCCUCGUUCCCCAGCGCCAAGGAUCACCGCUCUCUCACCCACCUCACCUUUACCAGGACCGUUGCUGCCGACAUCAGACUGAUGGACGCCGACUGUUCUCCCAUCGGGUCGCCCGUCAUCAGCGAGAGCGAGUUCGGAGACUACCUGACCCCUAAGGUCUCAUACUCCAGCAGCACUUCGAGCGAUUACGAAGAUGAUAGCCCGGCUUGGUCCCCGAGUACUCCAGGGUCACCAGCUUGCAGCAGUGACGCCGGAUCAGAAUACUGCCCCGAGCAAAAUCGAAUGCUGGAAGACUUUCCUACCGAGGAUCAAAUCGACGCCGAGAUCCUGACAGCAGCUCACGACCUCGAGGUCGCCAAACACGAAGAUGGAGAAGAAGGCGACGAGGACGAAGAAGACGAAGAAUUGGACGACGACAACGAGCCAGACCAGGUCCGUGACUUUCUACAAAAGAUCAAGAAGCACAUCCACAAGGGCCUCGGCCUCAUCUCAACCGUCGAGCCGGGCCAGCUACUCCCCAAGGACGGCGUCUCCGAUUUCCACACCGUCCUCAUCAAGUGCAAGCCCGACCCGUUCGACGACCCCAACCUAACCCAGCGUGAGCGCGAGGGCGUCAUCUUUGUCCGCUCCGUCAUGCGCGAGAAGGCCAUGUGCUGGGAGGCGGACAAGUUUGCCAAGUUUGAGACGGUGCCCUUCAGCGGCGACCACGAUGGCGCGUUUGAGCCCCAGCACGUGGGCGAGCUGAGCGGUAUUUUCAGAAAGUGUUUGCAGGGUCUGGCAUGA